AUGGACGCGCUCCUGCGCGUUAUGGCCGCCAAGAAACAGCACGUGGCGGCAAUCCAAGCGCAGAAACAGAAGCAGAAGCACACGCAGAGCAUCGACGGGAAGUAUUUGCGUCGCGCAGAAGUGGAAAAGCUGUUGGAACGCGGCCACGGGGCGCUGGAACAGGGGACAGAGGCGGAGUUCAAGGCGCACGAGAAGCAAAAAGCGGACCUCGAGGCGCCCAAGAGCGCACUCGCGACGCCCACGACCAGUAUCGAGUAUACUGAACCCAAGUCAAAUGACAAGGUGCCGCCGGAGGCGCUCUUGGCGUGGCCCGAUCUGCGUCGACGGCUGCGCGAAUUGGGCGAACCCAUUACGCUCUUUGGGGAGACGGUACUGGACUGCAUGACGCGGCUGCGUCGCGUCGAGAUGGACGCUGCAUCGAAACACGACGACGACUUGGGCGCUGGCCACGGCAUUCGCAAUCGCUUUGUGGGCGGAGAAGAGGGCGAGCAGCGCGAGCAGGCGGACGAUGCCGCAGAAGACGCCGAGGAAUUUGAAGCGUCGGUGGGUGGUGAGGGCGGCGACAGGCAGCACACGAGGAAGAAGAGGGCACGGGGUGAAGUCGAAGACGACGACGCAGACGAGAGAGACGCGGACAAGAUGGUCUAUCGGUUCUUCAAAGGCAUGCUGCAAGGGUGGGAGACGGACUUGGCGGGUCGCCCGGACCACGUCAAGCGCACGGCGCAGGGCAAGAUCGCCGUCAAGACGAUGAAGCAGUGCAAAGACUAUAUUCGACCGCUGUUCAAGCUGUGCAAACAGCGCCAAGUGCCGCCAGAUAUCUUGCCCAACUUGGUCGCGAUUGUCAAGUUCUGCCGUCAAGGCGAGUUUGUCAUGGCGAACGACGCGUACAUCAAGCUCGCGAUUGGCAAUGCAGCGUGGCCGAUUGGCGUGACUAUGGUCGGCAUCCACGAACGCACGGGCCGCGAGAAGAUCAACUCGAACAAGCAGGCACACGUCAUGAACAACGAGUCCCAGCGCAAGUACCUCACGUCCGUCAAGCGCUUGAUGUCGUAUGCGCAGUCCGUCUCGAAUGUACCGCCUUCGAAGCGCGUGUUGUAG
Hyaloperonospora brassicae is the source of this 1098-nucleotide messenger RNA. NCBI's taxonomy places the organism in Eukaryota, Oomycota, Peronosporomycetes, Peronosporales, Peronosporaceae. The record is from the annotation of a GenBank genome assembly.